Molecule: messenger RNA, 975 nt
Organism: Arctia plantaginis
Lineage: Eukaryota; Metazoa; Arthropoda; Insecta; Lepidoptera; Erebidae
Source: the annotation of a GenBank genome assembly
AUGAAGUUCACUAUUGACGUUUUGGGAAUUUUUCUUAAAGUCGUCAUAAGGAUAAACAAAGUGACCUUUGCCCCUCUCGUGGUGUCAACACUCUUCAUUCUUCUAACGUCACUCCUAGCUCACUGCGCCAGGCGAAUUGUUCAAAAGCUAAUCAAAGAACCCUUCAUCAGACAACUGCUAGAAGAAGCGAUAGCUGCUGCUGAAUUAUGUGGUUGCUGCUUUGAGUUGAUUGUUGUUGCUGACAAUUUUGGAGUAGCUACGUACGCGAUCUUCUUGUUUGCCCUAACGAUAUGGUGGUCGCUAAACUGGGGUGAUGCUACUGCUUGUCCCUAUACACACAUUGAGGAUGUUAUCGAAGGGAAAGAUGACAUCCGUAAAGCUGUGCUAAAGACCUGUGCGGAGCUCGCCGGAGGCAUACUGAUCUUCAAAUACGUGCAGUUAUACUGGGCCCUGGAAAUAUCUGACACGCACAAGGACAAAGCUUUCGAGGAUUGCAAAGCCGACCUCCAGGUACCAGUUUUAUACGGAGCAGCAAUAGAAGGUGUAGCCACUUGCCUCUGUCGUUUGGCCUCCAAGUCUCUAGGUGACCUGAACCCUCGCUUUGCAACAGCGAUUGAUUCCUUCAUCGGAACAUCCCUCGUUGUAGCCGGGGUCCUCACUAGGCACACGGUAUUCGUCUACCGCUAUGAGGACGCUAGUACCAAUGCGGACCUAAGCGUAUCCAUCUUUUGCAAAGUUCAUUUAGGAAAAGCUUUCGACUACUCCGGUGGGUACUUUAAUCCUGUGUUGGCGACUUCGUUGAAAGCUGGCUGUGCAGGUCACACUCUGACUGAGCACGCAGUUGUUUACUGGAUCGGAGCUUGCGCUGGUUCUAUCCUCUCAGUCUAUUUAUACAAACUGCCAAUAAUCCAAAAAUUCAUGAGAGGAACCAGUGUUGCCAACGGCGAUAGUAUUUGGGCAGAAAAAGAGGAUUAA